Messenger RNA from Ornithodoros turicata, 2189 nucleotides. RefSeq names its product tubby protein homolog (gene ktub). The record is from RefSeq and is a predicted model, not a curated record. Bases 119 to 1642 code for a protein of 507 amino acids. Lineage: Eukaryota; Metazoa; Arthropoda; Arachnida; Ixodida; Argasidae. The transcript is spliced from 11 exons. Gene Ontology annotation, biological process: protein localization to cilium. Gene Ontology annotation, cellular component: cilium.
GAUACCCAUGGUGUAUACGUCGAAGUAGAUGCAUUGAUAAAGUUUGUCAGCAACGGGGUUUGUUUCGAAUGUGUUUCCGUCCUUUCGUCUUCAAGCGCUGAGGCGAAGUUUUAACAACAUGGUAACCAGGAGUGAUGUUCCCAUCUGGUCCAGGGCGUUCAGCACAGAAUGGCAAGCCACACCACCGGGAACGGCCAUGGAAGAACGUCCACCAUCACCUCCUCUCACUCUCAGACAGGAGAAACUACAGCGUCAGCGUCAGCUUCUGGAGGAGAAGCAGAGGCACAAACGCCAGGCUCCGGCACUGCUGCAGGCAUCGGAUGGCAGGCCUAUCUCCUCGGGGAGAGCACGCAGGAUACUGCGAGAUGAGACGCGUCCGCUGAUGGCAGGCUACUCCAUUGAGAAGAGUAUUCAUCACACGGUGCCAUGUUACGAUGGCCCCAUGCAAUUCACUAUGAACUCGGACAACCCGGACGCAUCAAGCGACACCGUUGCCAGUCCAGUUCAUAUUCUCGACGACAUCAUGGACGGAGAAAAUCCUGUGGCAAUUCUUCGCAACAACAGCUCUCCAGGAGACGACGUAGGCAGCAACUUUAAGCAGAUGAAGUUAGACCCUGACGUGGCAAGUUUAGACGAAGAAGACCUUGAAAGUAUUCCAAUGGUGCCACUUACACACUCCAAGACAUCAGGUUCAUUAGGAAAAGGAGCUCCCCUCUUUUUGGAUACCCCAACAGACCUCAAAGAUACGAUUGCGCAGAUCGAAGAUCUGAGUUCGCUGGAGCCCGAAAGAUGUGACGAGGAACUGAAAAAGAAUACGACGCACGAGCUGAGCCUGAACCUGGGUCCUCUGGAAGAACUCCUGGACAAAGGGCGUUUAUCCGAGUUUGCGACGGCCCCCUGCCCACAAGGGGCAACAGUGCGUUGCAGGAUUACGAGAGACAAGAAGGGUGUCGAUCGAGGCUUUUAUCCCACCUAUUUUCUACACCUUGAAAGGGAAGAUGGAAGGAAGGUCUUUUUAUUGGCGGCCAGAAAACGCAAGAAGAGUGCUACAUCCAAUUAUCUGAUAUCGGUGGACGCGACGGACCUUUCGCGUGGAGGAGAAGCGUUUGUGGGAAAACUUCGCUCCAACCUUCUAGGCACGACGUUCACAGUCUACGACGCGGGCGACAGUCCCAAGAAGGCGGGAGCCCUGUCCGAUAAAACGGGAGUCAGAGCGGAAGUGGCAGCUGUCGCUUACGAGACCAACGUCUUAGGCUUUAAAGGCCCUCGUAAGAUGACAGUGAUCCUUCCAGCCAUGAGCGGAGACCAGAAACGGAUCGACCUGAAGCCUUCUUAUGAACACGAAUCGUUGAUAGAAAGAUGGAGAAAUCGGAACAUGGAAAAUAUCUUAGAGCUUCACAACAAGACUCCUGUGUGGAACGAAGACACACAAUCGUACGUGUUGAAUUUCCAUGGGCGAGUGACGCAGGCAUCGGUGAAGAAUUUUCAGAUCGUGCACGAGAAUGAUGUUGAUUACAUCGUGAUGCAAUUUGGACGUGUCGGCGAAGAAUGCUUCACCAUGGACUACUGCUACCCACUGUGUGCCCUGCAAGCGUUCGCUAUCGCGCUAUCGAGCUUCGAUUCCAAACUAGCAUGCGAAUGAACGCUUCUGACGUUACGAAAAGAAGGUCCCGAGAACCCCACCAUUCCCAUAGCACCGCACUGAGGGCGUGUUCGCACUGCCUCUUCGAGCGAGCACAGACCAAUGAAACGCAGGUCUCCGCCGUGCAUCAUGUGACAUGGAAGCGUACACGUCUUCGAUGUUUGACCACAGAAUGUUCUUCUACGUAUGGCCUCUAUCGCGGCGGCACUGCCAGUUUCUUACUAUAGGUGGACGAUCCCAUUCUGUGUGACACUGCUCCAAUUUGAGGAGGAUGCUUUUUUUUUUUUCCCCGAUUAUCUCGAAGUCUAAUUCUCAUGAGAUUUCACGUUGCACUUUGUAAGGUCAGAGUAACUCCUGAAGUAAGGGGCUGAAUUAUUCAUGUUGCUUGUUCGCACUGACCCCCGCGUAUAAAGCUGCACAGGGUUAAAUCAGAGAGGACAGGACGAAAUAAGAAAGCAUCGUUGUCUGGAGGACAGCUCGUUUGCGGAUCUCCUAGACGUCUUGUAGAAUAAGGAUAACUCAACAAAAAUAAAAAUGGUCAUCUCAA